This is a messenger RNA of Penaeus vannamei (Pacific white shrimp), 2269 nucleotides long. It is a transcript of the gene Ts, whose product is annotated as Thymidylate synthase. NCBI's taxonomy places the organism in Eukaryota, Metazoa, Arthropoda, Malacostraca, Decapoda, Penaeidae. Gene Ontology annotation, cellular component: cytosol; mitochondrion. The record is from RefSeq and is a predicted model, not a curated record. Gene Ontology annotation, biological process: dTMP biosynthetic process. Gene Ontology annotation, molecular function: thymidylate synthase activity.
UUUGGAAGUUUUUAUGAUGUGUAUAAUUUAAGACAAUUCUUCAGCAAAUACUUCAGUAUGACUAAGAGGUGGGCAUAUCGUUGCUUCAAUAAAGCUAGUAGGAUUUUUACGUCUGGUAUUUGGAUAGGCCUAACUUGUAAAGCAUGGAAAUGAAGCCGUUUAUUUCGUUAUUUUUUAUGUAACCAUUUGAGUUUUCCAUAUUUCCCCAAGUUGGUGAGUUGUAAUUUUAUGCUAUUUAAUGUAAUAUUAAAACCUCCACAUUUUUUGUGCCAAACUUAAAGGAAAGAACAGAAUAGGUGGAGGGAACAUUGAUAUAUAUCACAAAGAUCCUAGGUAAUUGCUUACAAAGUGACUACACCUUUGCAACAUAGAUUUAGUUUCAGUUCCAUUUGUUACAAUGGAUAUUCUUUGCUACGACAUACUGUCUGCAGGUUUGAAUGCAGGUCAGCAAGAUUGCAAGACCAGUACGUUACCACUGCACUACACAGCACACAGGCCCCUUUUGCUCCAACUAAUAACCUUGGGGAUACUCUAGGGAAUCCAGAAAUGCCACACCACUAUGUGAACCAAACCUUCCUUAUCAUCAGAUUCUUCAGUUUCACCAUGUCAUUAGCAGAGUCUCAGAGUAAUGGUGAAGCAGGUGUGGUUAACCUGAAAACAGAAAAGGCACACAUGAAUGGAACUCUUAAUGAUACUGCUAAUGGUUGUGAAAAUGGAAAUGAGCAUGCUAUGAGGCAUGACGAGUACCAGUACUUAGACCUGAUCAGACAGAUAAUGAGGACAGGCAACAGGAAGGGGGAUAGGACUGGCACUGGCACUAUUUCCAUGUUUGGUGCCCAGAUGAGAUAUUCACUUCGAGAUGGUAUUUUCCCUCUUCUGACUACAAAGCGCGUGUUCUGGCGAGGUGUUGCUGAAGAGCUGCUUUGGUUUGUGAGAGGUUCCACUAAUGCUAAAGAACUACAGGAGAAGGAUAUUCACAUUUGGGAUGGAAAUUCCUCCAAGGAAUUUUUAAACAAAAUGGGAUUCCAUGAUAGAGAGGAGGGGGAUCUGGGCCCGGUAUAUGGGUUCCAGUGGCGACACUUUGGAGCUCCGUAUGCAGACAUGCACACUGACUAUACAGGUCAAGGUGUGGAUCAGCUUCAGCAGGUAAUAGAUACCAUCAAAAAUAACCCAGAUGAUCGCCGUAUCAUUAUGUGUGCAUGGAACCCAGUAGAUGUGCCCAAGAUGGCCCUUCCUCCAUGUCACUGCUUGUGCCAGUUCUACGUAGCAAAUGGGGAACUUUCUUGUCAACUAUAUCAGCGUUCAGCUGAUAUGGGUCUUGGAGUUCCCUUCAAUAUUGCCAGCUAUGCACUUCUUACGUACAUGAUUGCUCAUGUUACUGACCUGAAGCCUGGUGACUUUGUACACACACUGGGAGAUGCUCAUGUUUACUCUAACCACUGUGAAGCUUUAGAGGAACAACUCAAGAGGGAGCCGCGACCAUUCCCCUCCCUGAAGAUCAAGAGGAAAGUGGAGAACAUCAGUGAUUUCAAGUUUGAGGACUUUGAACUUGAUGGUUAUAAACCCCACCCAAAGAUCAAAAUGGAAAUGGCCGUGUAAUAUUAUAAUAAAUGCUUAUUUGUCAGUUCUCAAAUUGUCUCCUGUCGAUUAGGGUUUAAUAACUAGCAAAAACUAGAAAGUAUGAUACGUAUUUCAUGUAGGUUUAGACAUUUUAACUCACUGGUAUGCCAUGUUUACUGCGAAGUUACUUUAUUAAUCUUGUGUCAUAAGUGCAGUCACCAAGGAGAAAAUUACUAGGCCUACUUGAUUGCUUUUGUUUACUCUGUUCCUUGAAUUUCUGAUAAAACAGAUUUAUUACUUUUAGGGCUGUUAUGAUUAGGGAAUUUAUAAUGAGGAUAAUAUCAACAGUGAUAAUAACCUUCAUCAUGACGGUAAUAGUUGCAUAUAAUUUUUUCUCUGAAAAUGUGAGUGGUAUAAAUAUAUGAGGUCGGGUAGGCUUAGUAAUUUACUCCUUGAGUAAGUGCUUUUGAAGCUGUCUAUAAAACAAUUAAGAUUAAAUUUGCAGAAGACAGUGCAAGUACCCAGCACCAAUGGGUUAACUGUAGAGCCUUAACCAGAUUAUACCUUGUAGGUGAUAAUCUUGUAUUGUAACCAAAGAUACAAAGAGGUGUCAGCAUUAAAAAUACCAUGAAAAUUUUGUUUUGCUGUGAUUUUAUAUACAUGUUGAUUCUAGGCUUGACACUAUCAAACUUCUAAAAAUUUUAUAUUU